Molecule: messenger RNA, 1335 nt
Organism: Triticum turgidum subsp. durum (durum wheat)
Lineage: Eukaryota; Viridiplantae; Streptophyta; Magnoliopsida; Poales; Poaceae
Source: the annotation of a GenBank genome assembly
AUGGACACCGGCAGGAUGCUGUCUGAGUCGUACCGCGACGGCGCGAACCCACGGCGAAGUGCAGCCAUUCCCAUUUCGCGCUUCGGGAAGGCCGUCCUCCUCUGCUCGGCCCUGUUCGCCGCAUGGCACCUCUGCUCGACCCUGUUCGCCGACGCGCCUCCUGGUCCUGGAGCCGUCGCUGCGGUAGGCGGCGACGCGUCGUGCCUGCCUCUCGCCACGGAGGCCGGCGUCCGGGGGGCGGCCGGCACGGGGAGCAACUUCGUCUUCUCGCCGCUGUCCAUCCACGCGGCGCUCGCCAUGGUGACCGCCGGCGCGCGGGGCGACACGCGCAGGGAGCUCCUGCGGUUCGUCGGCUCAUCGUCGCUCGACGAGGUGCACCACGCGCCGGCGAACGAUUUCGUAGGCAGGCUCAACGGCCUAGCGCAGACCUCCUUCGCCUGCGGCGUGUGGGUCGACCGGAGCCUGGCGCUCAGGCCAGAGUUCGCCGCCACCAGCGCGUCGCGGUACGGCCCCACGGCGGAAUCCGUGGACUUCGUGUCGGGCGCCGAGCAGGCGAGGCAGCGCGUGAACGCCUACGUGGCGGACGCGACGAAGCAGCUCAUCCGCGACAUCCUCCCUCCCGGCUCCGUCGACUCGUCCACCGCGGUCGUGCUCGCCAACGCGCUCUACUUCAAAGGAGCAUCGUCUCAGCCGUUCGACGUCUCCACGGCGCCGUUCCACGUUCCAGGCGGCACCACGGUGGGCGUGCCGUCCAUGACCACAGGCCGGUCACAGUACAUCGCGCUCUACCCGGGCUUCAGGGCACUCAAGCUGCCCUACAAGGACGACGUGCUGCGGCAAGCUGAUGCAUUCUACAUGCUGAUCCUUCUCCCGGACAGCGGCACACUCAGUCUCGCCGAUCUCUUCGACAAGGCGGUGUCGACGCCGGAGUUCAUCACGAAGCACACGCCGGUGGAGGAGGUUCCGGUCGGGCGGUUCAUGGUGCCCAAGUUCAAGUUCACGUUCGGGUUCGAGGCGUCGUCGGACAUGCAAAAGCUUGGUGUCACCAGGGCUUUCUCAGGCGGUGACUUCUCAGGCAUGGUGAGCGGCGGAGAUGGGCAUGGGCCGGUCUCCAUCUCCCGGGUGUACCAUAAGGCCGCCAUUGAGGUGGACGAGCAAGGCACCGUGGCCGCUGCUGCCACGGUCGUACUCUUGGAUGGUGCCACGCUUGAGGAAAGGGAACCACCGCAUUUAUUGGAUUUUGUGGCUGAUCGGCCCUUCUUAUUUGCCGUGGUCAAGGAGAGGACAGGAGCCGUGUUGUUCCUUGGUCAUGUGGUCAAUCCUCUCGCGGGCUAA